Ilex paraguariensis (yerba mate) is the source of this 1338-nucleotide messenger RNA. Lineage: Eukaryota; Viridiplantae; Streptophyta; Magnoliopsida; Aquifoliales; Aquifoliaceae. The record is from the annotation of a GenBank genome assembly.
AUGCUUUCAGUUUUCUGCUACACGGAAUUUGCAGUAGAAAUUCCGGUCGCCGAAGGUUCUUUUGCUUACCUGAGAGUAGAAUUAGGAGACUUUGCAGCAUUUAUAGUAGCAGGGAAUACACUUCUUGAAUCCAUUGUGGGAAGUGCAGCUGUUGGUAGGUCAUGGACUUCUUACUUCACAACUCUUUUGAACCGACACCCGAACUCAUUACGUAUACAUACAAAUCUCACAAAAGGGUUCAACCUCCUUGACCCUAUUGCUGUUGUAGUUUUGGCAAUUGCAUCCACCAUAGCCAUGAUCAGCACAAGAAAAACUUCAUACUUCAACUGGAUUGCAUCUGCUAUAAACACCAUAGUAAUUUUCUUUGUGAUAAUUGCAGGGUUUGCUCAUGCUGAUACCUCCAAUUUGCAACCUUUUAUGCCUCAUGGUGCUGAAGGGGUCUUCCAAGCAGUAGUAGCAAUUGUGUAUUUUGCUUAUGGAGGAUUUGACAAUAUUGCGACAAUGGCAGAGAAAACAAAAAAUCCAUCAAGAGAUAUUCCACUUGGGUUGCUUGGAUCAAUGUCAAUGAUUACUGUGAUAUACUGUUUGAUGGCACUUGCUGUGAGUAUGAUGCAGAAAUACACCGAUAUAGACACAAAUGCAGCAAACUCUGUUGCAUUUCAGAGUGUAGGGAUGAAGUGGGCUAAGUACCUGGUUGCUCUUGGAUCCCUCAAAGGGAUGACCACUGUUCUAUUGGUAGGAGCACUAGGGCAGGCACGAUAUACUACUCAUAUUGUGCGAGCCCAAAUGAUUCCACCAUGGUUUGCUCUCGUCCACCCAAAGACAGGAACCCCUAUUAAUGCCACUCUCUUGAUUACCAUUUCAAGUGCCAUUAUUGCAUUCUUUUCAAGCUUGGAUCAGUUGGCAAGUUUGUUAUCAGUCAGCACACUCUUUAUCUUCGUGAUGAUGGCAGUGGCACUUCUUGUGAGGAGAUACUAUGAACGAGGAAUUACUCCUCGAGCAAACCUCUUGAAGCUAGUUGCCUUCUUGCUGAUCAUUAUUGCUUCCUUCAUGGGGACUUCAGCAUUCUGGGGAUUGAACCCAAAGCAACGAACACCAAAAGUCUGGGGAGUUCCACUUGUUCCGUGGUUGCCAUCCUUGUCAAUUGCAACAAAUUUGUUUCUCAUGGGAUCAUUGGGAUCUCAGGCUUUUAUAAGGUUCGGCGUCUGCACGUUUGUAAUGCUGGUCUACUAUGUUCUUUUUGGUCUCCAUGCAACAUAUGACAUGGCCCAUCAGCAACACAAGCUAGAAUCACAAAAAAUUCUUCAAGAAGAAGACAUGGAAAAAGCAGGGCCAUAA